AUGGCGUUAUCUACGUACUCCAAGGCAGUUGAACUUCUAGAAUUUGAUAUCGUCUAUACCAAGCCAGAAUUCCCUUCUGCCUCACCUUUUUUCAGUACUGGUCCCCUCCACUGGCCUACACUAUUGCUUUCUUCCCCCAAGAUGUCUAGCAAAUUGAUCGUGCUACCCCGCCCUGGAGCAACCCAGUCCAACGACAUAAUACAGCCCAUCCAGGCCCCAUCCGAAGCUGCCUUUGUCGCAACUUUUGGCCAACUGCUACCACCAGCAUCAUAUUUACAGACACCCCACGGUAGAGCAGCCUACUACGAGCUACCAGCCUCAUCUCCAGCACCCUCCGAUAGCUCCAACCCUAUCUCUCGCGUUCUCUUCGUGCACGGAGUCCAAACAUCCGCACUAGGCAUGCAGCCAUUGGCAAGCGCAUUAUCUUCACGUUUCCCACACGCUCAUUGUGUCCUUGUUGACCAGUGGGGCCACGGGCUAACAGACACGCCAAUUGCACCACACGAGCCCGCACUCUUCCAUGCAUUGUUGGAAGAUUUAAUGGUGCAUCUUGGGUGGGAAGAUGCCCACCUUAUCGGGUAUUCGUUUGGCGGGUCAACGACGGCAACUUUUGCAGUCGCGCAUCCUGAGCGUGUCGCGUCUAUGGUUUUGGUCGCACCUGCAGGUCUUCUGUACACUAGUGAGUUUACCGAUGUGCAGCGUAGUUACCUACGCGGCGGCGAGGGAUCGGAGGAGCAGGCACGAGCCUGGAUCUUCGAGUUCCUGGAGGGAGGAAAGUUAGUUGUUCCCUCGGAUUGGAAGGAGAGAGUUGGGAGGGGCGAAGUUGUUGCAGAGGCAAUUCGAGAAUGGGAAAUGAAGGAGCACGACGGUCAUUCAGCGAGUGUGGUGGCUAUCAUCAGGGACGGCGGAGUUCUGGAUAAUGAUGCCGAAUUCGCCAAAGCGGCGAAAAGUGGAAUUCCAAAUCUUAGUGUGCUGGGAGAGCUUGAUGGUGCGGUUAGUGUGGAGAAGCUUGAACGUGUUGGGAUGCGAAAUAUUGCCGUGGUGCCACAGGUUGGACAUGGAGUUGUGAGGGAACGGGUGCCAGAGGUUGCUGGCUUGAUCGAGGAUUUCUGGAAGGGACUCUAG
Messenger RNA from Penicillium subrubescens, 1125 nucleotides. Its product is annotated as alpha/beta fold hydrolase. The coding region runs from base 1 to 1125 and encodes 374 amino acids. The record is from RefSeq and is a predicted model, not a curated record. The transcript has 3 exons. NCBI's taxonomy places the organism in Eukaryota, Fungi, Ascomycota, Eurotiomycetes, Eurotiales, Aspergillaceae.